AUGGGCACUCUAGUGGGACAUGUAGCUCCAGGUUUUGGUUUCUUGUUGAUUGGUUUGUGGCACCUCUUCAACCACAUAAAGCUCCACGCCCAAAACCCAAAGUCCUACAAGGGCCCAUCAUGGUUCCCAACUGCCAAGUUUAGAUACCUAGAGCCAGUGCUCAUCAUGGCAGGCUGCACAGCCUCCGUAGCAAUGGAACUCUUCAUAGGCCCAGAUCGCCACCAACCUCUUGACCCAGAUGGAACCAUUCCCUCCAACCAUCUCCACAACUUCGAGCACUCUUCCAUCUCCAUCACCUUCUUCGUCUACGCAGCUUCUUCCAUCAUCCUGGACCGGGCCCAAGCCCAGGCCCAAUACGUACUAACCCAGUUUCUCGGGGCCGUAGCCUUUGCUCAACAACUGCUUCUCUUCCACCUCCAUUCCGCGGACCACAUGGGCCCAGAAGGCCAAUACCAUCUUCUGUUACAGCUUUUGGUCUUUGUUUCUCUCUCCACUACAAUCAUUGGAAUUGGGGUCCCUCGAAGUUUCAUAGUGAACUUCGUUCGUUCCCUCAGCAUUUUCUUCCAGGGCCUGUGGUUUAUUGUGAUGGGGUUCAUGCUCUGGACACCUUCACUCAUACCCAAAGGGUGUUACAUGAACGACGAGGAGGGUCACAUGGUGGUUAGAUGCUCUUCCCACGAGGCACUCCACCGAGCCAACUCACUUGUCAACAUUGAAUUUAGUUGGUUCAUCAUUGCAGUCACGGUUUUUGCGGUUUCUCUCUACUUGGUUUUGGUCAAAGCCUACGGGGAGAAGGCGCAGUAUUUUUCGCUCGGGAACGAGGAUGAGGAGUCAAACGACGACGUAGAGUCCCAAAAGGGCGGCGCCUUUGACAACACCACCAAAAGCUUUAUUCACGUGGGCAAAAUCUUUCCUCAAAAUGAUAUGGAAAGAUAG
This is a messenger RNA of Sphenostylis stenocarpa, 936 nucleotides long. The record is from the annotation of a GenBank genome assembly. Lineage: Eukaryota; Viridiplantae; Streptophyta; Magnoliopsida; Fabales; Fabaceae.